Plasmodium knowlesi strain H is the source of this 1434-nucleotide messenger RNA. Its product is annotated as adenosylhomocysteinase, putative. The record is from RefSeq and is a predicted model, not a curated record. Gene Ontology annotation, cellular component: cytosol. NCBI's taxonomy places the organism in Eukaryota, Apicomplexa, Aconoidasida, Haemosporida, Plasmodiidae. The coding region runs from base 1 to 1434 and encodes 477 amino acids. The transcript has a single exon. Gene Ontology annotation, molecular function: adenosylhomocysteinase activity. Gene Ontology annotation, biological process: L-methionine cycle.
AUGUAUGAAAACAAGAGUAAGGUAAAAGAUUUGAGCUUGGCCCCCUUUGGGAAGCUCCAAAUGCAGAUCUCUGAAAAUGAAAUGCCAGGAAUUAUGUCAAUCAGGGAGGAAUACGAAAAGUUGAAACCCCUUAAAGGUGCAAAAAUAACUGGUUGUUUACAUAUGACGGUUGAGUGUGCACUGUUAAUUGAGACGCUACAAAAGUUGGGAGCCCAAAUAAGGUGGUGCUCAUGCAACAUAUACUCGACAGUAGACUACGCAGCUGCCGCUGUGAGCACGUUGGAAAAUGUAGUAGUGUUUGCGUGGAAAGGGGAAACUCUGGAAGAGUAUUGGUGGUGUGUAGAAAGUGCAUUGACAUGGGAAAAUGAAGAAGGACCAGAUCUCAUCGUUGACGAUGGUGGAGAUGCAGCACUGCUAGUACAUAAAGGUGUUGAAUAUGAAAAGUUGUAUGAGGAGAAGAAAAUUUUACCUGACCCAGAGUCAGCAAAAAAUGAAGAAGAAAAAUGUUUCCUGAGUUUAUUGAAAAAGUCCAUUCUUAAGAACCCCAAAAAAUGGACAAACAUUGCGAAGAAAAUUGUCGGAGUGUCUGAAGAAACUACAACAGGAGUGCUAAGAUUGAAAAAGAUGGAAAAAAAUAAUGAACUCCUUUUUUCAGCCAUAAAUGUAAAUGAUGCAGUAACGAAACAGAAGUAUGAUAAUAUUUAUGGAUGUAGACAUUCCCUCCCAGAUGGAUUAAUGCGUGCAACUGAUUUCCUCAUUUCAGGAAAAAUUGUUGUCAUAUGUGGAUAUGGAGAUGUUGGAAAAGGAUGUGCGUCCUCUAUGAAAGGCUUAGGUGCAAGAGUAUACGUCACGGAAAUUGAUCCGAUUUGUGCCAUUCAAGCUGUUAUGGAAGGCUUUAAUGUAGUUACCCUAGAGGAAAUUGUAGAGAAAGGAGAUUUCUUCAUCACUUGUACAGGCAAUGUUGAUGUAAUUAAACUAGAGCACCUAAUGAAAAUGAAGAACAAUGCAGUGGUCGGGAACAUUGGACAUUUCGAUGAUGAAAUACAAGUUAACGAACUGUUUAAUUCUGAGGGAAUACAUAUUGAGAACGUGAAGCCACAGGUAGAUAGAGUAACUCUUCCUAAUGGAAACAAAAUUAUCGUCCUUGCUAAAGGCAGACUUUUAAAUCUUGGUUGUGCUACUGGUCAUCCUGCUUUUGUAAUGUCCUUUUCCUUUUGUAAUCAAGUUUUUGCACAACUAGAUUUGUGGGAAAAUAGAAACAGCUCCAAGUAUCAGAACAAAGUCUACUUGUUGCCUAAGCAGCUCGAUGAAAAGGUUGCCCUUUACCAUUUGAAGAAACUCAAUGUUUCCCUAACUCAGUUGGACGACAAGCAGUGCGAGUUCUUGGGCGUUACCAAAGAUGGCCCCUACAAGGGUGACUCCUAUAGGUAUUGA